Hypanus sabinus (Atlantic stingray) is the source of this 349-nucleotide messenger RNA. It is a transcript of the gene gnrh2, whose product is annotated as gonadotropin-releasing hormone 2. Lineage: Eukaryota; Metazoa; Chordata; Chondrichthyes; Myliobatiformes; Dasyatidae. Gene Ontology annotation, biological process: multicellular organism development. The record is from RefSeq and is a predicted model, not a curated record. Bases 83 to 349 code for a protein of 88 amino acids. The transcript is spliced from 3 exons. Gene Ontology annotation, molecular function: hormone activity. Gene Ontology annotation, cellular component: extracellular region.
CGAAGACUGGAAAGCAGCUGAUAGAAAGCUACUUUGAACUUGUUCACAGAGCCAACAACUGUGAGAUCUCUUCCCGCAGAUAAUGGCCUUCCAAAAAACACUCGGCUUCCUGGUGUUUUUCCUGUUGAUUGUUAACCCUGAGUUUUCCAGAGCCCAACAUUGGUCACAUGGUUGGUAUCCAGGUGGCAAAAGAGAACUGGAUCCACCUCAAUAUGAACCGGUUUCAGACGAACUCAAAUUAUGUGAUGGAGAGAACUGCAUUUUCCUGCAAAGCUCACAGAAAGACUUUGUGAGGAGCUUUUUGGUAAGAACUGUUAAGAUUUGUGACAAGGUGCCACACCACACAUGA